UCAUUUCACUUUAGCUUUACAUCUAAAACACACCAGCCAGAGCAUGAUUACUUUUUGAGUUGCCCGUUUUAUUUCAAUCUAAUGACGUCACCAAAAUUGUUUUAAAAUGAUUUUUCGAAACUAUUUGUGUUUUUGCCCUGCCUGGGAGCCCGGUUCCUGUGAUGAUAUUUUUGUCAUCAAAGUUGAAGUCAGUGUUUAUAGACAAAAAUAAUAAUUGCUAAAAACAUCUCGUUCGGUACAAGUUCGGUGGUGUGUGGACUUUGAAGACAGUUAUUGCUUGGCUUUUCCUCUUCCCGAAGUUAAAUUGCAAUAUCAAAAUGACGGUUGACAGAAUCCUGAAUCACUCGUUGGUCUUGCUGUCUCAACUCCUUCUCUUGGCUACAGUCUGUAGCGGCGAUUACGACUCGGACGGCCAGCUGACUGUAUCUGUACUGCACAGUCUAGACCCGUCGCCUCGGGGCGUGUUCACACCGCGCGGAGCGAUCAGCGUGCGCAGUCUACGCAGCGGAGGCAGUGCCACCUAUCAGCCCACCGGCGCACUCUCCUCGGCCGAGCUGGCCCAGCUCAAGACUUUGGUGGAGAACGAUGGCAUAUAUCGCCUGAAACUGACAGCCCAGUCACUGGACGGACGUAAAACGGAGGUGGCCACAUUCGUCAAAGCAUGUCACCUGGCGGAGUCGGGCCUUCGCGACACGCUGCUGCUUACCAUGGACGCAGCCGGCAGUCUGGUGGCCGCUAGUCAGCUGACGGACGCCGGCCGUUGCCAUGGCGACAGUCUGGCGGCGCUCGACGGCCUGCACGGCUUCAACACGGACGUCACCAUCCGGCAAACGGAGCCGGGACCCAUCCCUGACACGGCCAGUUUCAUCCAGAAGAUUGAGCAGGAGAAGCUAGCCAAACAGCGCGGAGAGACCAAGGACAACCGGUCCUUCAUCGCCAAAUACUGGAUGUACAUCGUGCCGGCCGUGCUGCUACUGAUGGUCUCUGGGGGCUCCGACCCGCCCCAGCAGGGCGGCGGUGGCGGCGGACGCUGAACGCCACUCCUCAGGGAACAGCUGAGUACGUCCAGCUGAGUACAGCGUGGUGGCCAUCCAUCAGGUACUGUUGGCUACAUACACAGCCAAUGGGUACACGAAUAGCACUGUGGUGUAGGAAGCGGGGUGGGCUUACGAGUCCAGCAACGCACUUCUACGCCACACGGUGCGUAGAAUUCUGAGACGCUUCAUCGCCACUGGAAGGUGUUCUACUUUGGUGAACAAAGUGCGUCUACGUCGUCCUCUGAGGCUACGCGCGGUUGUCCGGUAUGGUGAUUGAGUCGUGGUAAUCACGCAAGUAACUGGUGAUUGGUGCCUCCCCGAACACUGCAGAUUGAUGGAGAAUACUAGGGUCGGUUCAGUAGGCUUGGACACUUCAUUUGAUCGAGUCGGAGCGUCGGAAGGGUGUUCAUUGUCCCCCAUUUUGAGUAGGGCAUAGUCGUGCACGAGUGAAGUCAGAUUGUAGUGUCAUGUGAGUGCUGUGCGUGCAUCGGAUUCGGAAACCGUAUUACUCGUCUUGCCUCAUGGGUUAUUGGUGUUGUGUUGAUUAUGUAAUCAAGUCAUUAUAUUUUGACGUGAGUGUUACGAUAUCGAUCGUAUUGUCAAUUCAUAAUAAAGUAGCACUAAGUACGAAGCUA
This is a messenger RNA of Amphibalanus amphitrite, 1672 nucleotides long. RefSeq names its product ER membrane protein complex subunit 10-like. Lineage: Eukaryota; Metazoa; Arthropoda; Thecostraca; Balanomorpha; Balanidae. Gene Ontology annotation, cellular component: EMC complex. Bases 318 to 1034 code for a protein of 238 amino acids. The record is from RefSeq and is a predicted model, not a curated record. The transcript has 6 exons.